This is a messenger RNA of Trichoderma citrinoviride, 2526 nucleotides long. RefSeq lists its product as hypothetical. The record is from RefSeq and is a predicted model, not a curated record. The transcript is spliced from 4 exons. Bases 1 to 2526 code for a protein of 841 amino acids. Lineage: Eukaryota; Fungi; Ascomycota; Sordariomycetes; Hypocreales; Hypocreaceae.
AUGGCUUUUCCUGGUGGUAACAUUAACAUUUUGCCUUGUGGCACCGAGAUCAAUCCUCUAUAUGCUGUCAUAGCAGCCACUCUCCUUGGUGGCAUUGCCAUUUCAAGCUUGGUUGCCUCUCGAGGCGCCGGCAGAGAUGACGAGACGCCUGGCAUGCUCCGGUCGUUUGUCCUCUUCUUUUACUCUUGCUUCAUCAAACCCCACCAGGGCGGUUCCAAGGCUUCCCAGCAGGACGCCCUCGAGAGCUUCUACAAGAAGCAGGCCGGGGCUUAUGAUGCCACUCGCAAGCUUCUUCUUCGCGGCCGCGAGGACAUGCUUGCUCUUGUUGCUGCCCAGCUUGAGGCGAAAGCCAAGAUGGCCUCUGGCGACAACAAGACCAAGCGUAUAUGGGUCGAUGUCGGAGGCGGCACUGGUUGGAACAUUGAGGCCAUGGCGCGCUUCGUCGACGUCCCCAGCUUCUUCUCCAGCGUCUACCUCGUCGACUUCUCCCCCUCUCUCUGCGAGGUGGCUAGGAAGCGGUUCGAGAGGCUCGGGUGGAAGAACGUCCGAGUCGUCUGCCAGGACGCCCGCAAGUUCCGCCUCGAGGAUUACGAGACUGGCAUGAGGCAGCAGGUUGCUCCGCGAUCUCCCUCGCUCAGCUAUCUCACCCAGCAGCGCCAGGAUUACGGCGGUGCCGACCUGGUCACCUUUUCGUACAGCUUGUCCAUGAUUCCCGACUACUACUCUGUCGUCGACUCUGUCAACUCGCUGCUCGCCCCUCAUGGUAUCCUGGGAGUUGUUGACUUUUACGUUCAGAACCAGAUUGACUUCUCGUUCCGCAACUACACCGGCGGCCUCGUGGACCGUCACGUCAACAUGCUGUCUCGCAACUUCUGGCGUGCCUGGUUCGACAUUGACCGCGUUGGUCUCGAGCCCGGCCGCCGCGAUUACCUCGAGUACAAGUACGGCACUGUCCUCAACUACAACUUCCGCAACCGCACUCUCGGCUACAUCCCGUACUACAUCUGGGUUGGAUGCCACAAGAAGCCAUUCUCGCCGUCGAGCCUGCCUCAUGAGAUUGUUGAGCGCAUCGACGCCCUGGCUACGGAGUCGCCCUACCUGUACCCUGCGAACCAGGGAGAUGCUCUGACCCGUGCGAUUGAGAGGUCUGCACCAGAGAUUCGCUCCAAGGCCUUCAUCACCGCCAUCGAGAACCUGUCUGCCAACCUGCCUCUCCCCUCCUUCUUCUAUCAGAACCACCACUGGCGCAUCUACUACGACGACAGGCUCCAGAAGCACACCCAGUUCAACGAUGAGUACAUCUACGCCUUUACCUGGGAGGAUGCCCGUGUCGACGAGCGCCUGCUCAAGCUUGGUCCUGACGACAAGGUUCUCGCCAUCACCUCUGCGGGAGACAACAUCAUCUCGUAUCUUGCCCAGAGCCCUGCCCGCGUUCACGCCGUCGACCUCAACCCAACGCAGAACCACCUCCUGGAGCUCAAGGCCGCAGCCUAUACCGCUCUGCCGUAUGAGGACUUUUGGAAGAUCUUUGGCGAUGGAAAGCAUCCUGAAUUCCGCAACAUCCUCAUCACCAAGCUGUCUCCCCAUCUCUCUGGCCGCGCGUUCCAGUACUGGCUCAAGAACACCCACGUCUUCCAGAACAACAAGGGCUACGGCCUCUACGACACUGGUGGCUCUCGCCAUGCUAUUCGGGCCUUCCGCUGGAUCUCUCGCGUCUUUGGUCUGCAGUCCGCCGUCAAGAAGCUCCUGUCCGUCCGCACCCUGAACGAGCAGCGCGAGAUCUGGCGCAACAAGAUCCGACCCGCCCUGCUGUCCAAGCUCAUCUGCAACCUGGUGGUUGCCCAGGAGAGCUUCCUCUGGGCCGCCCUCGGCGUCCCCAAGAACCAGCUGGCCAUGAUUGAGAAGGACCACGCCAACUCGGACGUUGUCAAGCAGGGCAAGGCAAAGAACACGCGCUCCCACGCCGUCUGGCACUACAUGGUCAACACCCUGGACCCCGUUGCCGAGGAGACUCACAUCGGCACCGACAACCCCUACUACUACGUCUGCCUGGACGGCAAGUUCUCGCGAGAGUGCCACCCCGAGUAUCUCCGCCCCGAGGUCCACGCCAAGCUGUCCCGCCCCGGCGCCCUCGACGGCCUGCGCAUCCACACCGACGAGCUCGAGGAGGUGAUUGCCCGCAUCAGCCCCGGCACGCUCACCGUCGCCGUCAUCAUGGACAGCAUGGACUGGUUCGACACCGGCUCCCACGCCGCGGCCGCCCAGAUCAGCAAGCUCAACCGGGCGCUCCAGAUGGGCGGCCGCGUCCUCCUGCGCACCUCUGCCCUGAGCCCCUGGUACAUCAAGGUCUUUGAGGCCCACGGCUUCACGGCCCGGUGCCACGGCUCCCGCGUGGACGGCGCGUGCAUUGAUCGCGUCAACAUGUAUGCCAGCUGCUGGAUCUGCACCAAGACGGAGAACCUGCCGCCGCCUACGCCUGAGUUUGACCGCAUUGGCGGAAGCGACAUCACCAGUCUGACCAUCUGA